GCAUAGCUUUAUAAGUUUACAAAAAGCUUUGACUAUCUAUCGAUGAAUCGAUUGUGUUAAAUGAGUUGUCUUAAAAUUUUUAAAAAGUAGAUUUAAAUUCCUUUCAUUUAUGAAAGCCUCCAUAGAUAUUGUUAUUUUAUUUUUAAACCACCCUGUAUGGUACUGGAUUGUAUAGCCAACUACUACCCCCUACUUUAAGAAUGGCGGCAGUUUAAGAACUCAAAAAAAAUAUUGACAAAGUGGCCGACGACGUGACACAGCAAAUUCAAUUUGCAAUAAAAGUGUGCAAGAAUCGUUUCAGAGGAAAUAAUGGCAACGGAAAAAAGGAAGUAGAACUGCAAACAAGGAUCAAGUGAAGUCGUGCAGCAUGGAGGUGGCAAUCUGUCGAUAACUGGUUGCCUGUGGGAAAGUUAACCUAAUCCGGAGACCGACACCGAAGUCCGGACGAGAGCAUUACACAUGUGGGACAUGAGUUUAUCUGGCGAAUUUAGGACCAGACUUCCCCGCUAAUUUGUCAGCGAAAAGUUUCUUUUAUUUUUGGCCAAGUUCCCCAUGGAAACUGAGAUUCGUAAUCCCUGGUGUCGGCAGCUGGCAAACUUGGCAGACUCCAACUCGGAAAUCUCGACGGCGAGCAGAGGGACAUUUUAUGCAAAUGAAAAAUUGCCCGGCAUUUGCAUUGGCAAGCAGCAGAGCGGGAGCAUCACACGAGAAAAUGGCGGGGAAAAAGAGAGCUGCCAUUUUUCCCAUUUCAAUCCGCCUCUUUGCCUUUUUGUCCUGCAGGCAGCUCAAAUCACUUCCGUUCUGCGCACAGGAAAUGAGCAGCCAUAUUGCCUGCCUAGACUGACAAAUGCAAGGACCCCCGGCUUGCUCAUCCUUGGUGAGCCUGCCACGAUUAGUGAUGGCACCUCGGCGAGCUAAGUUUAUUAUUAAAACCAUAUUGUAUUGCACGACUAUACUUUUCUCUCUAUAAGUAUUUUG
This is a messenger RNA of Drosophila ananassae, 978 nucleotides long. RefSeq lists its product as uncharacterized. The record is from RefSeq and is a predicted model, not a curated record. The transcript has 2 exons. The coding region runs from base 553 to 918 and encodes 121 amino acids. NCBI's taxonomy places the organism in Eukaryota, Metazoa, Arthropoda, Insecta, Diptera, Drosophilidae.